Fraxinus pennsylvanica is the source of this 1005-nucleotide messenger RNA. Lineage: Eukaryota; Viridiplantae; Streptophyta; Magnoliopsida; Lamiales; Oleaceae. The record is from the annotation of a GenBank genome assembly.
AUGGCGUGUCAUAGUAAUUUAGUGGUUGCGCAAUCACCGCUGAUCAAUGUUCAAUCACGUUAUCCUCCCUUCUCCAGGGUAAUGCCAGCCAAACCAAUGCCGGAUUGCUGUUCUACACAUUCUAUAUCAGCUAAGUCGGGACUUAAACAAGUAAUAUCAGGUCUUGCAGCUUCAAUAGUUAUUCUCUCCCAGACAAAUCUGGCUGUUGCAACAGAUCUUUCUCACAACAGUGUAUGCCAGCUCUCAAAUGCUACCGACAACUUGCAAAGUCUUCCUUUUGACAAAGCGAAUAAUGAGAGAAGUAGAAUGAUGAUAAGAGGUAUGACAACUAAGAACUUCGAUCCAGUUAGAUAUGCUGGAAGAUGGUUUGAAGUAGCUUCACUUAAAGGUGGAUUUGCUGGACUAGGUCAGGAAGAUUGCCACUGCACCCAGGGCAUGUAUACAUUUGAUCUGGAGACACCUGCCAUCCAGGUUGAUACAUUUUGUGUUCAUGGAGGACCUGAUGGCUAUAUUACAGGUAUUAGGGGAAAUGUCCAAUGCCUUUCUGAGGACGAUAAGGAGAAAAGUGAAACUGACUUAGAGAGGCAGGAGAUGAUUAGGGAGAAGUGCUACCUUCGAUUUCCUACAUUACCAUUCAUUCCCAAGGAACCCUAUGAUGUGAUUGCAACUGAUUAUGAUAAUUACGCCCUUGUUUCUGGGGCUAAGGACCAAAGCUUUAUUCAGGUAUAUUCGAGGAUGCCCAACCCGGGACCAGAGUUCAUCGAGAAGUACAAAUCUUAUUUGGCAAACUUUGGGUACGAUUCUAGCAAGAUCAAAGACACUCCACAAGAUUGCAAGGUUAUGUCGAAUAGUCAACUUGCAGCAAUGAUGUCUAUGUCUAAUAUGCAAAAAGCUCUAACCAACCAAUUUCCAAAUCUAGAACUAAAAGCUUCUAUUGAACUAAACCCAUUUACAAAUGUUUUUGACACUCUCAAGAAGAUUGUUGAGCUUUAUUUUAAGCAGUAA